Messenger RNA from Sardina pilchardus (European sardine), 635 nucleotides. It is a transcript of the gene pigp, whose product is annotated as phosphatidylinositol glycan anchor biosynthesis, class P. The transcript has 5 exons. Gene Ontology annotation, molecular function: phosphatidylinositol N-acetylglucosaminyltransferase activity. Bases 209 to 604 code for a protein of 131 amino acids. The record is from RefSeq and is a predicted model, not a curated record. Lineage: Eukaryota; Metazoa; Chordata; Actinopteri; Clupeiformes; Clupeidae. Gene Ontology annotation, cellular component: endoplasmic reticulum. Gene Ontology annotation, biological process: GPI anchor biosynthetic process.
CUGUUUAACCCAACGUAGCCGGAAGUCGAGCAAAAGGCUGUAGCCAGAGCCCGUCUAUAUUCUCUGAUAUCUAAAAUAUUUUGUGCCAGUUCGCCAACAUUUUCAUCACCUUUAUUAUUGCUGCUCACGGAAUGCAUCUCUGGUCUACCAACAAAACGACCACAAGGUACACUUCUCGUCUGUAGGACUAUACCAGCUGUUUAACUAGAUGAAUAUGGUAGUGAACUCGCCAUCCCCCCUGCCAGAAAGGGCCAUCUAUGGAUAUGUGCUUUUCUUGGGCUCACAGUUUGGAUUGUUUUUGUAUUUAGUGUGGGCAUACGUUCCAGAAGCUUGGCUUCAUUCAGUUGGAUUAACAUACUGGCCCCAGAAGUACUGGGCACUUGCUGUGCCAGUUUAUCUCCUGGUUGGUUUAACAUUCUCUUUAAUCCUUUUGUUUGGGAUCAACAUGAUAAACACAGCCCCACUCUGUUCAGUUGAUAACAUCACAGAUUCCUACGCCAAAGGUCAACAAAUAGACUCAUGUUCAAGAGGAUCUACGCCAAGACUGAAGGAUGUGUCCAUUAGUGAAAUAAACCGCAUGUUUUAUUUAUCAGUAGAUGAAUGACAUGUAUAAAAAUAUACUUUUACAUAAUAAA